Molecule: messenger RNA, 375 nt
Organism: Penicillium alfredii
Lineage: Eukaryota; Fungi; Ascomycota; Eurotiomycetes; Eurotiales; Aspergillaceae
Exons: 3
Coding region: 1-375 (124 amino acids)
Source: RefSeq, a predicted model, not a curated record
AUGAAGCUCCAGACUUUCGCACUUUCUGCUCUCGUUGGCCUCCUCCCUUUGUCUAUGGCGACCCCCGCAGAACCUAUCGAACAAGAGGGAGACGACAGCGACCUUGCGAAACGAGGCGCUCGUAGCUGCAAGAUCGUCAACCUCAACCCCGGUGACAAUGUCAACUGUCGCUACGGACCGCAUCUCGGUGAUGGGGAGAUAUUUGGGAUCCCAGCUGGAGAGAAGAGGACGUUUGCCUGCUAUGAGAACGGUGACUGUGUCAAGGGUGUCUGCACCUGGGACCAGAUCACAAUUCUGGGCACCACCUGCUAUGUGAAUGGCUACUAUACCGACUCGAAUUGCUCUUCCAAAAAACUCCCCAAGUGCAAAGACUAG